Messenger RNA from Salpingoeca rosetta, 1746 nucleotides. RefSeq lists its product as uncharacterized. Bases 19 to 1518 code for a protein of 499 amino acids. The record is from RefSeq and is a predicted model, not a curated record. NCBI's taxonomy places the organism in Eukaryota, Choanoflagellata, Craspedida, Salpingoecidae. Gene Ontology annotation, molecular function: phospholipid binding; protein domain specific binding. Gene Ontology annotation, cellular component: trans-Golgi network membrane. The transcript is spliced from 15 exons.
CACAACCACACCGCGACGAUGGCUGAUGACAACAAGAGCAACAGCAGCAGCAGCGCUCACGCAGCACGACAAGCGCCAGCGACCGCCUCGGCGUCUGGUGCAUCGUCAUCCACCGCGCCGCGACGUGGCGGGGCCGCUUCCCUGCCACCAGACUUGCAACUUCAUGGCCCAAACGGAGAGUUGGCUGCACAUUCGCCUGUGAUUACGGCCAUAUUCGACGCGCCGAGUGUCAUCGUCGUUGGCGGUGGAGCGCCCCGCUGCCCGUGUGUCUAUGUGGAGAACUUGCUCGCCGUGAUUGAGCGGGACAACGAGCAGCCACCGCUGGAGCUUGGCGAUGAAAUCACCAUGAUCGACGAUCAAGUCACCAUCGGCAAGACAAGCGACGAAGUACAGCAGAUGCUGUGCUCCAACAACGGGAAACCCGUGGCCGUGACGUACCGAAAGCUGCCGGAAACGCUGGCGGACACGGCGUCCAAGUCUCGCUUUCACCUCAAAAUGAUGUGGUCCAAACUGAAGCAGUCAAUGGCAAGCAAGCUGUCCCCGCAACUCCGCGCAAAGUUCAAGGUGGAGUUCGCCUCCAUGCACAGCGUGGAAACACAAGCGUACGAGGCCAAGGUGGAAUCCGUGGAGCAAGCAACGAGCUUCUAUGACGGUCUGAUCAAGCAUGCGAGCGCAUACGUGGCGAAGAUGCAGGCGUUUGCGGUGGCGGCGCACAACUUGGGCAGCGGGCUGCGGGAGACCACGCACAACGAGCACCACGACGCACUCAGACACAAGAAGGAGCUGCUCGCGUCAUGUCUACUGGCCGACGCAGAGUCGUGUCAGACAACGGUGGAUAUGGUGCAGUACGUGUGCGACCAUCUCAAGACGUUUCUGCACAGCGUGCUCACUGACGCAAAGAAAUCCCUCCUUGCCUUCAAGCAGUGCCAAGACGACUUCCUGGCUGUGAGCAUGCGCGCGUUUGAGAUGGCAAAGGAGCAGGAGGAAGCAGCGCACCGUGGCACGGCGGUGCCUGAGGUGCAGACGGGCAACUACCUCUACCGCCACAUUCUGCGGGAGCGGGGGCGACUCGACGCCCGCCACAGCCAUCUCCGCGACCAGAUGGAACACAAGAUGCGCCUCCUUGUCGUCGAGAACGCCCGCGACAUGGCAACGCAGCUGUCCCGCAUUGUGCUUGCUCUCUCCAAUCACUACUCCAAGAUGGCGCCCACCAUGGCAGAGGCAGCACAGACGAUGGGCACAAUUGGCGACAACUCUGCAGAGUUGUGCCGCGCUGCGGAUAUUGACACUGUUCUUGAGCCGCUGUCGCUGGAUGAGAGCGCCAAUGCUGCCACACCUGGCGUGCAUGAACCAGCAGGCCAGCAACAAGAGCAGCAGCAGCAAGAGCAGGAGGAGACGCGUGCUGGGGAAGCAGCAAGCAAGGAGGAUGUUGCCGGUGCUGACCACUUUGCUGUUGGCGAUUCUGAUGAUGGCGAUGAAGGAGCAAAUGGUGCACAGCAAGACGACUCUUCCAAGUAAAACACUGCAGCUUGUGAUGUGUGUUUUGUGUGUAUGCUGUCGUUGUCGCUCAUCCAGUGUCAUCAUGUGUUGGCUCUGCUGCCUGUUGGGUUUGUGCAGUCACGAGGCGUACAUGUGAAGACCGGCGUUGCGUUGUGAUGAAUGUGUGCGCAACUGUUAUGUUACAAUUACUUUCCUGCAUUGCACAAUGUGCUGUGGCACAUUCAUUCAAACACACGCUGUUCUCAA